Molecule: messenger RNA, 4593 nt
Organism: Trypanosoma brucei brucei TREU927
Lineage: Eukaryota; Euglenozoa; Kinetoplastea; Trypanosomatida; Trypanosomatidae
Product: DNA-directed RNA polymerase III largest subunit
Exons: 1
Coding region: 1-4593 (1530 amino acids)
Biological process (GO): DNA-templated transcription
Molecular function (GO): DNA-directed RNA polymerase activity; DNA binding
Source: RefSeq, a predicted model, not a curated record
AUGCUAAAAGGAGGUAGCAGUACAUCUUUCCUGCUUCCGCAGCAGUUUGUUGAACCGCUUCCUCACGCACCUGUAGAGAUUAGUGCACUACACUACGGCCUUCUUUCUCGUAACGAUGUGCAUCGUCUUUCCGUACUUCCAUGUCGCCGUGUUGUUGGUGAUGUUAAAGAGUACGGAGUCAAUGACGCCCGUCUUGGCGUAUGCGACCGUCUUUCCAUCUGCGAAACUUGCGGACUCAACAGCAUCGAGUGUGUUGGACAUCCGGGUCACAUUGACCUCGAGGCACCAGUUUUUCAUCUUGGUUUCUUCACCACAGUGUUGCGAAUUUGCCGUACUAUAUGCAAACGCUGCUCGCAUGUGUUACUAGAUGAUACUGAAAUCGAUUAUUAUAAGAGGCGUUUGUCGUCUUCAUCCCUCGAACCGCUGCAGCGCACGAUGCUCAUUAAAACGAUACAAACGGAUGCAUAUAAGACACGUGUGUGCCUUAAGUGUGGCGGUCUGAACGGCGUAGUACGGCGUGUGCGACCAAUGAGGCUUGUUCACGAAAAAUAUCACGUGGAGCCUCGCCGUGGUGAGGGGCCUAGGGAGAACCCUGGUGGUUUCUUUGACGCUGAGCUGCGAACUGCAUGUGCUUACAACAAGGUCGUCGGCGAGUGUAGAGAGUUCGUUCACGACUUCCUUGACCCCGUACGUGUCCGGCAGCUAUUUCUUGCGGUUCCACCUGGGGAAGUCAUACUGUUAGGCCUAGCACCUGGAGUUAGUCCUACGGAUCUACUCAUGACAACACUUCUUGUGCCUCCCGUGCCCGUGCGGCCACGAGGGUGUGCGGGGACAACGACCGUUCGCGAUGAUGAUCUCACAGCUCAGUACAACGACAUCCUGGUCAGCACAGAUACCAUGCAGGACGGAUCUCUUGAUGCCACUAGGUAUACGGAGACGUGGGAGAUGUUGCAGAUGAGGGCAGCGAGGCUACUUGAUUCGAGUCUUCCAGGGUUUCCACCAAAUGUCCGUACCAGUGAUUUGAAAUCAUAUGCUCAAAGACUAAAGAGCAAACAUGGCAGGUUCCGCUGUAACCUCAGUGGGAAACGUGUAGACUACUCGGGUCGCUCCGUCAUUUCACCCGACCCAAAUCUUGAUGUGGAUGAGCUCGCAGUGCCCCUUCAUGUUGCCCGUGUGCUGACCUACCCUCAAAGAGUUUUCAAGGCCAACCAUGAGCUAAUGCGUCGACUUGUGCGCAACGGCCCGCACGUUCACCCUGGCGCCACUACCGUUUACCUGGCGCAGGAAGGCUCAAAGAAGUCCCUCAAGAACGAGCGGGAUCGACACCGCCUGGCAGCACGCCUUGCAGUUGGAGACAUUGUUGAGCGACAUGUGAUGAAUGGUGACUUGGUUUUAUUUAAUCGCCAGCCUUCGCUUCAUCGUGUUUCAAUGAUGGCCCAUCGUGCUCGAGUGCUGCCUUUCCGCACGUUUCGUUUCAAUGAGUGUUGUUGCGCACCUUAUAAUGCUGAUUUCGAUGGUGACGAAAUGAAUGUGCAUUUUGUUCAAACCGAAAAGGCUCGGGCAGAAGCUCUUCAACUUAUGUCCACCGCGAGGAACAUCAUUUCAGCGAAAAAUGGUGAGCCAAUUAUUGCGUGUACACAAGAUUUUUUGGCCGCUGCAUACCUUGUAACAUCUCGCGAUGUUUUUUUUGACCGUGGCGAGUUCUCGCAGAUGGUGUCGCAUUGGCUCGGCCCAGUAACGCAAUUUAGACUGCCCAUUCCCGCUAUAUUGAAACCCGUAGAGCUAUGGACGGGAAAACAGUUGUUUGAACUCAUUGUACGUCCCUCACCUGAGGUGGAUGUACUGUUGAGUUUUGAGGCUCCAACAAAGUUCUACACGAGGAAGGGUAAGCACGACUGUGCAGAGGAGGGCUAUGUGGCAUUCCUUGAUUCCUGUUUUAUAUCAGGCCGCCUCGACAAGAAGUUAUUAGGUGGAGGAGCAAAGGAUGGACUUUUCGCACGGCUACACACCAUUGCUGGGGGUGGGUACACAGCGCGUGUUAUGUCUCGCAUUGCACAGUUCACUUCACGGUACCUAACAAAUUAUGGGUUUAGCCUGGGCCUCGGCGAUGUUGCGCCAACCCCAGAGUUGAACAAACAGAAAGCAGCAGUUCUAGCGCGCUCUGUAGAGGUAUGUGAUGGUUUAAUCAAAUCAGCGAAGACGGGGCGGAUGAUACCCCUUCCGGGUCUUACUGUCAAGCAAUCACUGGAGGCGCGUCUCAAUACGGAGUUGUCGAAGGUGCGUGACGAGUGCGGUACCGCAGCCGUACAAACACUUUCCAUCCACAACAAUACGCCGCUGAUCAUGGUGCAAUCGGGUAGUAAAGGUAGUGCCCUGAACAUUGCUCAAAUGAUGGCCUGCGUGGGCCAGCAGACUGUAAGUGGGAAGCGUAUUUUGGACGCCUUUCAGGACCGCUCGCUCCCACAUUUCCACCGUUUUGAAGAGGCACCUGCAGCCCGUGGGUUUGUGGCUAACUCGUUUUACUCUGGCCUCUCCCCGACAGAGUUUUUCUUUCACACAAUGGCAGGACGUGAGGGUCUCGUCGAUACGGCAGUCAAGACGGCAGAAACGGGGUAUAUAUAUCGGCGCCUGAUGAAGGCAAUGGAAAACUUGAGCGUACGGUACGACGGCACGGUGCGUAACACGAAAGGAGACGUAAUACAGCUAAGGUUUGGUGAAGAUGGCCUUGACCCUCAGCUCAUGGAGGGUAAUAGCGGCACACCUCUGAACUUGGAGCAGGAAUGGCUUAGUGUUCGAGCGGCGUAUGCACGUUGGGUCGUGGGACUGCUUGCUGGAAGUAAGACGGCAAGUGACGGAAAUGCAAUACGAGAUAAUGAAAAUUACUUUAACGAGUUUAUUUCGAUGCUUCCAACAGAGGGACCUUCGUUUGUAGAAAUGUGCUUGAAUGGGGAUCAAGAGGCGCUAAAAGUUUGUGAGGAACAGGAGUCUCGAGAAGAUGCUUUGCAUAACAGCAACGGGAAAACUAAUGAUAGGGAGAGCAGGCCACGUACAGGAAGACUGCGUCGGGCAGUGUUAAUUUCCCAUCUGGUUAAAGUUUGCAGUAGAAAGUUCAAAGAUGAUAUCCAAGACUUCUUCGUGAAAAAGGUGAGGGAACAGCAACGGAUCCGCAACCUGCUCAACCUUCCCAACACGAGUCGUGAGCGAACGGAGGGGGGAGGUGACAAUAGUGGGCCUAUUGCAAAUAAGAGAACCAAAAAGAGAGCACCGUCACUGAAGGUCAAAGACAGCAAAGAAGGGGGAAGGGUUUCCGAGUUGCGGGACCUUGAGAUGCUUCAGACCGAACUACUUCCGCUGACACGCGGAAUGGUAACACGAUUCAUUGCUCAAUGCGCAAGCAAGUAUCUGCGUAAGGCAUGUGAGCCUGGUACCCCGUGCGGCGCCAUUGCUGCCCAAUCUGUUGGUGAGCCAAGUACUCAGAUGACUUUGCGUACCUUUCACUUUGCUGGUGUGGCGAGCAUGAGCAUUACGCAGGGUGUUCCUCGACUAGUGGAGGUCAUCAACGCCAAUCGCAAUAUUGCUACACCCGUUGUCACAGCUCCAGUACUACUUAUGGAAGGGGAGGAAAACCAUUGCGAAAUAUUCAGGAAGCGGGCACGGUUCGUGAAGGCCCAGAUUGAGCGCGUGCUGUUACGUGAGGUUGUGUCCGAAAUUGUGGAGGUGUGCAGUGACACUGAAUUUUACCUCCGUGUGCACCUUAAUAUGUCCGUUAUUACAAAACUGCAUCUACCCAUCAACGCCAUCACCGUUCGUCAGCGCAUUCUUGCGGCCGCUGGGCAUACCAUGUCUCCCCUUCGGAUGCUAAACGAGGAUUGUAUAGAGGUAUUCAGCCUCGACACACUCGCUGUAUAUCCCCACUUUCAGGAUGCCCGUUGGGUUCACUUUAGUCUCCGACGCAUCCUCGGGUUACUCCCCGACGUUGUAGUUGGGGGCAUCGGAGGCAUUAACCGUGCGAUGAUAUCCUCAAACGGCACUGAAGUGUUGGCAGAAGGCGCGGAGCUGCGUGCCGUAAUGAAUCUUUGGGGUGUCGACUCUACUCGGGUGGUCUGUAAUCACGUGGCCGUGGUGGAGCGUGUGCUGGGUAUUGAAGCUGCGCGCCGUGUGAUCGUGGACGAGAUACAAAACAUACUCAAGGCAUACAGUCUAAGCAUUGACGUUCGGCACGUGUACCUCCUUGCGGAUCUCAUGACUCAACGAGGUGUGGUGCUUGGAAUUACGCGAUACGGCAUUCAAAAAAUGAACUUCAACGUUCUUACCAUGGCUUCAUUUGAGCGCACCACGGACCAUUUGUACAAUGCCGCAGCCACUCAACGAGUUGACCGGGAUCUCAGUGUGUCAGACAGUAUUAUCGUAGGGAAACCUGUCCCAUUAGGGACAACAUCCUUCGAUCUCUUGUUAGACGGUUCCAUAAGCAACGAUGUUCUCCCUCCUCAGCGUUGCGUGAAACGCGGGAUGGGCCCCAACUUCCACACCGCAAAACGACAUCAUCUGGUACCUCUUGCCGCUGAGGGUGUUUUUCGUUUGGAUCUUUUUUAA